Messenger RNA from Toxorhynchites rutilus septentrionalis, 2295 nucleotides. RefSeq lists its product as uncharacterized. Lineage: Eukaryota; Metazoa; Arthropoda; Insecta; Diptera; Culicidae. The record is from RefSeq and is a predicted model, not a curated record. The transcript has 7 exons. The coding region runs from base 153 to 1886 and encodes 577 amino acids. Gene Ontology annotation, molecular function: RNA binding.
CAUGUUGACAGUGUAUGUUGUGCAUUCCUACUGUGUGUUUCGUCUCAUCCUAGUACAGUUGAAUCUUACAUCGACUCUUCAUCUGUACCUAUAUAUAUUUAAUCUUCCGCAAAUCGUUCAAUUGUGUGUUACGUUCACUGCAGUUUGCACAGAUGCAGUACAAAUCGAGUGAGUCUAGUAGGUCCUCCCUGUAUGCACACAAGAAACCCAGUGGCUUCACGCAGCGGCACAAACCUUCGGUACCACGGCUGGGAAAAUCCCACGAAGGGUUCAAUGUCGAUUCUGGGUUCGAAACGUCCGAAUUCGAGCUCAUUGAUUUCGCGGAGGACGUGUUCAAUUGCCAGGAUGAGCAUCCUCCACAAAUAAUCGAGGAAGCUGCCGCGCUUUUCGGGUUGAUAGCCGGAAGUGCCAAUCGUAAGCGUUCGACCAAUCACGGCCACUCUCGGACGUUGGAUCCCCAGAAACGUAAUCUGGGCCUGUUCCAAACCGGUAGAUUCCAACGGCGUAGGAAUAGGAGUCGAGUCUCGUUCGACUUUGACCUGUCACAUGACCCAGUUGAUGAUUCGCAGUUGAGUGGGAACCAUCGUCGGCACCAGUCGCGUCACUCUUCAUUUGGGAAGCAAAUCGUACCUCCAUCUGUGGCUGCAGAGGCUGGACCGCCGGUGGUGCAUCAGAAAAUGAACUGGAACCGGAGCGAUGCGGCCAAGGCAUUACUUUUCGAGACGAAAGCCAUCGAGCUGCUCAAGUCGCCCCACGUGCUUGUGUUACGCUUUCCCGAUCCAGAGCUGAACAAGGAAAUAGUGCAAAGCUACUCGACCAGCAUUGAAACGGUUAUAUUCCAUCGACCAUCAACACCGCGAUAUUGCCUUGUGCAUUUGAAACCAGAUGCGGAUGUUGACAGUGUUAUCCAGCAGCUUUCGAAAAUAUCUUUUGGCAGUGGGAAAAUCGCUGUUGAACGGAAAACGAGAAAUGUUGAACUGAAGCCAACGAUCAAACCCGAGGAAAUAGACCCCCUGACAUUGUUCAUCGGAAAUCUACCCAAUGCAGUUACGGUUUAUACGGUGAAACAGAUGUUCCCCUCGGCAAGGCGUAUCGACAUUGGUCAUGCCCAACGAAUGAAGAAUACCAGAUAUGCAUUUAUUCGAUUCCGCAAUGUACAUGAUGCCAUUGGAGCUUUUAAGGCGAAUUUUAAUAAAGUCAUCGAUGGGAAGAAUAUUAUUCUACGUUUCCGGCGCCAUAAUGCUCCAAUUGCUAUGCCUGAGGAUACCAGUACUCCAAAAACGUCGAAGCGACAGAAGGGAGCAGGACAAUUGUUUGUUUCUAUUGAACAGAAGCCGAAUCGUUGUGAACGAAGUGAUAAACCGAAGCUUGAGAUGUAUCAUUCUGAUACUCUGAACACCAUCAAAACAGAAAUACUGGACGAGGAAAUUGAGAAGAUAGUACGACAUCGAGUGAAGAUAGAACCACCGGAGGUCCCAAACAAUGAACUGGAACUCGAAGAAUCAAAUGAUGAGGAUGACAUUGAGGAUUUUUUGGAAGACGACGAAGACGCGGCAUUGAAUUUCGAUGACAUAAACGCGGAUGAGAAUGAAUGCACCGCUGAAGAUGAUGAUACCGAGAUAGAUGCAUUGGAUAAAAAUUACUGGACUUUGGAGCAACUCCGCAGCAAGGCCAGUGACGGAGCGUCGACUUCGACCUCGGACUCGAAGAAAAGUGACAUUCUAAUGGAACAGGAGUCGGGCACUAAAACAAGCUCCACAACAUUUAACACGACAAAGCCAAAAGAUCACAAACCAGCAACUUCAUUUAUUGUCAGCAAGCGACGUGACGAUCAGUUGCAGGAUCUGUUCAGCUGCCUGGAACCGGACGAUGAUUUGUCUCUCUAAAUGAUUGGUGCGCGUUUAUCAAGUCGCGUAAUUCUACUUUUUUGAAUGUUUCAUUAGGUACUUGACGUUCACAUAAACGUUGUCACAGUAUACUCAUUCCUUUAGACAAAACGAAUGAUAAUUAGAAUUUUCUCGUUAGCCGGCGUGUUUAAACCAGCUUACAUUUGCGUUCUGUGAUUUUCGGCCCAAGCAAUCUGAUCCGCACAACUCGUGAUUAUAUUGAUAUAGAAAGACUGCUUUUCAGUUAGUUUGUUGUAGUCGCUAGAGAGCUAUUCUAGUCAUUUUUGAAUCCUACUUUAAUAUUUCUGAUGAUUUUUAAAUCAAAGACUGUUCAAUUGCCAAUUGAUUAUUUAUUUGCAUCUUUAGAAUUUCUGAGAAUAAAAUGGUGAAUUUCUGACGAAUAAUUUCG